Pipra filicauda (Wire-tailed manakin) is the source of this 770-nucleotide messenger RNA. RefSeq names its product RAB15 effector protein (gene REP15). NCBI's taxonomy places the organism in Eukaryota, Metazoa, Chordata, Aves, Passeriformes, Pipridae. The record is from RefSeq and is a predicted model, not a curated record. Gene Ontology annotation, biological process: receptor recycling.
ACUUCCACAAGGCUGUCUGCAUGUGGAAACGACCUUCUCUGGCACAGAAAAUGGGCCAGAAGGCCUCCCAGGAGGACAGCCAGGAGGACAAGGCUGAAACUCUGCUCAUCUGCGACGUCUUCAGCCAGGGUGUGCUCCACGCUUCUCAGAGGCUGAAGGACUAUCUUGGUUUUGUGGAUCCUCAGAGCAAAUUCCAGCCAGCCACAAACACGCUGAGUGAGAUCUUUUUGGUCAACUUCAUCAGCUUCUGCAUGGAGAAGGGAGCAGAGGAGCUCAUUGUGACCAGCAAAAUGACCAGGCAGCAGUCCUGCCUCUUCGGGGUGGACUGGAUCUGGACUCUGUCUGGAGCUGACAAGCAGAUCAAGCUUCAGAUCGCCGUGCACGCUCUGCAGCUGGCAGAGCUUUUCUGUGGCCCCGCGGAGGAGGAGGAGGAGGAGGAUUGCUGCCGGGAAGCCGCGCUGGCAGACGAGUGCUUCCAAAACAUGAGCUGGUUCGGGAAGCUGGCAGAGUUCUGCCGCCUGGUGGGGCAGGACUGCCUGGGCUUGUUCGUCGCUUUCGGCGUGCCAGGGAAGCCCAAGGACAUCCGAGGAGUCCUGCUGGACAGUAUUGCCAGGGAGGAGCAGAAAUGCCGCCUGUCGGGCAGGAACGCGCUGCGGCAAUUUGUGACCGGCACUGAUAGCACCCUGCCCACGAAGGACAUGCUGGAAAACUGCCUGGGCACAAACAGUGGGCUGAGGGAGGUGGGCAACGUGUACACAAACUUUGUGUAA